AUGGCAGACACAGAGCAAGCAAAGGCUGCUGUGAAUACAGAUGAAUCAACCACUCAGACUUCAUCUCCCCAGCCAACCACUCUUACUGCCAAUGACGAUGCGUCGUCCACUGCAACAACUUCGUCACUGCCGCCACUGUCACCAACCGAGUUCAAAAUCUACAACCGCUUAGCUGAACAAAUGAAGUACUUUCACGACCACUUUGUAGGAAUGUGGACAAUCCUCUACACAGCCUGCGUCAACUCCCGCCGCCCCCAAAACAUGUCCCUCAAGCAGUUCCUCGACGAGGGCCUCCGGCUGGUCCGCUACCUCGAGUCUCACCACUCCAUCGAGGAGACCCACCUCUACCCCAUUCUGGCCAAGAAGAUGCCCCAGUUCAAGGCCGGCAAGAGCAACAAGCUGCUGAGGCAGCACGAGCUGAUCCACGAGGGGAUGGACCAGCUGCACGAGUACAUCCUCAUGUGCAAGAGCCGUGAGGUUGACUUGGAGCUGUCGGUCCUCAAGGAAAAGAUGGACACCUGGGGGGAGGUGCUGAUGAAGCAUCUGGAUGACGAGGUCAAGGAGCUGGAGGCGGAGACGAUGAGGAAGUACUGGACGUUGGAGGAGAUGAGGGCGAUUCCUAUCUGA
Molecule: messenger RNA, 627 nt
Organism: Podospora pseudocomata
Lineage: Eukaryota; Fungi; Ascomycota; Sordariomycetes; Sordariales; Podosporaceae
Exons: 2
Coding region: 1-627 (208 amino acids)
Source: RefSeq, a predicted model, not a curated record